CUUCCUGUGGUUUGCCAUUUUCGGCUUUUUGACAGAGCUCCGGCUUUCUUUUCUUGUGUUCCUUACUCCGGCGUGUUUGUCUGUUUGUUUUUAUACAUUAUUAUUAUUUUUAUUUUUUUUUACUGGAUUUUUAUUAGAAAACCGGACAGCAGUUCUGCUCUAUAGAAACGCUGAGAAUCUUGAGUUAAACCGUAGGUGUGAAUGAGAGGACAGUUGGUGGAAUUGGUGUUAGCGGGUUGCUAGCGGCUUUUGUUUAGUCAAAGAGGUUAGCAUAGCGCUUAGCUUAGCUCAACUGGCACUUUCAUUACCUUUUCAGCUAGUGUAACUUAUAUUAAAGUAAAUGACAAGGUCGUGUGUCUGAGUUCAGGCUGGUUAAAAAGCUGUGGCAUUGUAUUUUUAUUUCAGGGUUUGUUGUGAGAUUUUGUGCCAUACUCAGGGUAAGGUGUGUGUGUGUUCAGGUGUGCGUGUGUGUGUUUGUGUGUGUGUGAACCGUUUUAAAAAAGAAUUAUACAAAACGGAGCAGUUUAGUGAGCUCAAUAUGAGUUAUAAACCCAUCGCUCCGGCACCUGUGGGCUCCAAUCACACACCUCCAGGGUCAUGUGGCUCAUCUCCGUCUCUGCCCUCGGCCUCCACCUUUAGACCAGCAUUCAGUGACUUUGGUCCACCGUCCAUGGGCUUUGUACCGCCAGUGAAAGUGUCUCAGGGCUCCACCUACAGUGAGCUGCUCUCUGUUAUAGAGGAGAUGAGUCGAGAAAUCAGGCCCACGUACGCCGGCAGUAAAAGUGCCAUGGAGAGACUGAAAAGAGGAAUCAUCCACGCCCGAGCUCUAGUGAGGGAGUGUCUAGCUGAAACUGAGCGCAGCGCUCGCACAUAACAUACACCUACACCUCUCUGUACACUCUUUCUUUCUCUGUACACAUUUCCUUUUCUCUCUCACAAAAACACACACACACAAUUUUACACACCCCUCUUCCUUAUAGUUACUUUUGUAAUUUCAAACUUUUUGCAGUUCUGUAUUUAAAUGCAAAUAAAAAUCCGGUUUUGCAAUUAAA
Molecule: messenger RNA, 1052 nt
Organism: Clarias gariepinus (North African catfish)
Lineage: Eukaryota; Metazoa; Chordata; Actinopteri; Siluriformes; Clariidae
Gene: cdk2ap2
Product: cyclin-dependent kinase 2 associated protein 2
Exons: 4
Coding region: 539-874 (111 amino acids)
Biological process (GO): negative regulation of G1/S transition of mitotic cell cycle; regulation of microtubule cytoskeleton organization
Cellular component (GO): cytoplasm; nucleus; microtubule
Source: RefSeq, a predicted model, not a curated record